AUGUAUUCAAUGAAAUGCCCCGAAAAAUAUUUAAAAAUCGGAAAUUUUUAUUAAUAUUAUUCUGGUUAAAAAAAGGCUCCAUACCUAACCAUAUUUAUAGGAGGCAAUCAUGAAGCCUCAAAUCACAGCCGUGAAUUAUAUUUUGGAGGCUGGGUAGCUCCUAAUAUAUAUUAUAUGGGCUAAAGUAAUAUAAUAAUUCUAAAAAAAGGCUAAAAUUAAAUCCGUUUAGGUGGGAUUUCAGGAUCUCCUCCUUUAUUAUAUUUACUUUAAAAUUUAAAACCAAAUUUUUGGAUUUCAGGACAUCUACAUUGCAAAUUUGCGGCUAUUUUUCCACACCAAAAUAAUGGAGAAUAUACCAAAUUUUUGGCUUUAGAUAAAUGCUUACCUGGUAAAGAUUUCCUUUAAGUUCUUAGUUUUGGAGAUUCUAAUAUAGAUGAUUAAGAAAGCAGCUAAAUUGAAAUGUUUUACGAUUAAGAUUGGUUAGUGACUUUUAAGUAAAUUUUUAAAACAAAAGAACUAAAUCCAAAAAAAGUUGUUCGUGCAAUAAAUGCAGGUUCAACCAUAACAAAAAUGUCGACAUAAGGCUUUGUUUUUUAAAAGGAUCAAGGUUUUGAUGAGGAUACAAAUGCAGUUGAAUAUUCUGGUAGUUCAACAAAUCAAAUAAUAAAAUAUGCAAAAGAAUAAUAUGUAUAUAUGACUGAGAGACAUGGAUAUUAAAGCUUUAAUUAUUAAUUAAAUAUAGAAGAGGAAGGAACAUAUGUAUUAAUUUUAAAGUUUUGUGAAAUGUAUUUUGAUAAGAAAGGAAAAAGAGUUUUUAAUAUAAAAUUUGGAGAUAAAACAGUUAUUUAAAGUUUAGAUAUUUUUGCAAAAGUAGGUAAAUAUGUCGCGCAUGAUGAAUAUGUAGAAUUCAGAUAUAAAAAUUAAAAAAUAUUUUUUAAAAAUUAAAAUUGUAAUAAUGCAUUUAUAGAUGGAAAAUUGCUAAUUACAUUCGAAAAAACAGAUAAAGAUAAUCCUUUUAUCCAUGGUCUUGUAUUAUUUCAAGGAUCUUUAGAUUAAACUGACUUUUAUGAACUCGGUGCCUAUUAAUAAUUAUGGGAAAAAAAGUAUUAAUUGGAAAUGAAAUUAAGAUUAGAAUAAUAAGCUAAACUUAAAGUUUCGAAACUUAAAAAAUAGGAAAAAAUUAUUAUUAGAAAUGAUCAUUAAGAUAUUGAAGAUGAUUAUGAACAAAUUGAUGUUAAAGAGAAAAAAUUUUCAGUUAAAAAAAGUGGAUUUUCAAUAACAUAAUUUUUAAUGACACCUAUAGCCACAUGUUUAGGUUGUAUGUUACAUGAAUAAGAAAUGUAUUUUGAUUGUAACGAAUUAAAUAUAAACGUUGACCAAACCAAACCUAAAGGUCGUUUAACGAAUACUUCAAUAGCUUUUUUAGCCCCUUCUGAAAUAAAUUUUUUUAAAAGCAGUGCCACUAGAAAUGUAUCUGCAAUUCGUUUUUUUUAAAAAAUGGGGUCAAUAUAAACAUAUUAGAUGAAGAAAGAACAUCCCCUCUACAUGUAGCAAGUAGACAUGGGUCAGUUUAAGUAGUCGAAGAACUCCUUAUUAGUGGCGCAGAUUGUGAUAUUACAGAUGUAGCAGGAUGGACUCCUUUACAUGUAGCCGCAUUUUUCUAAAGGGAUCUGA
Molecule: messenger RNA, 1674 nt
Organism: Ichthyophthirius multifiliis
Lineage: Eukaryota; Ciliophora; Oligohymenophorea; Hymenostomatida
Product: pyridine nucleotide-disulfide oxidoreductase family protein, putative
Exons: 9
Biological process (GO): mRNA splicing, via spliceosome
Cellular component (GO): nucleus
Molecular function (GO): RNA lariat debranching enzyme activity
Source: RefSeq, a predicted model, not a curated record